Funneliformis geosporum is the source of this 147-nucleotide messenger RNA. NCBI's taxonomy places the organism in Eukaryota, Fungi, Glomeromycota, Glomeromycetes, Glomerales, Glomeraceae. The record is from the annotation of a GenBank genome assembly.
AAAUUUUCAAUACUAAAGGUGACCAGCGAAUGGUCAGACAGAGAAAGAUCAAUAGCUAAGACUUCGCAAUUCGUAAAUGAGAAACAACUUCAGCUGAGGACCAAAUGUAAUCAAUUCGUGACUUCGACAGAGAACUAUGAUGAGUAG